Molecule: messenger RNA, 1224 nt
Organism: Nycticebus coucang (slow loris)
Lineage: Eukaryota; Metazoa; Chordata; Mammalia; Primates; Lorisidae
Product: translation initiation factor IF-2-like
Exons: 2
Coding region: 250-1224 (324 amino acids)
Source: RefSeq, a predicted model, not a curated record
CUGUAAAAUUUGGAUUCAGUCAAAAGGACCUAGAAGUACACAUAUGGCCUAGACGGAAAGGUUUCCCAUCCCUUUGAAGCUAUAUUGCCAAAACAAACACACGCACAAAAACCCAAAACCAGAACAAACGAAAAAACGUAGCUGAAAUAGACAUAAAGGGUGUGUGUAUUCAGAGCCUUGAAGACGUGGAACUUUCUACACUGAUCGCUUUGGUAAACACAGGCAUUUUCCAGUGGAUUCGUCUAACGGAUGAAAUGUUUUAGUUCGGACCGAGUUUGGAAAUGUUCUAGUUCGGACCGAGUUUCUCUGGUUGUGCCUGAUCCCAGCUGCACCUCCCAGGCCCCGCGGCUGCCGCGCCCUCCGCGCUCUCCGCGCCCAGGGCCACCCGGGUCCCGGAGGCGCCCUCCACGUGUCCCAACCUCUGCGCCCCCUUCCGCCCUGCUUCAGCCCCUCUCUCCUGGCGCAGCAGCUGGAUGCCGAGCGUCAGCAGGUACAGGGGAGAAGCUGGCAGAAUGUGCCUCCUUUUACCCAAACGGUUCCGUGUCUUUCCCUCCAAUUUUAAAAGGCCCUGCGGUUACCUGCCCAGCGCGCGGCGUCUGGGCAUGUAAGGAAGUGUGUCUGGCAGAGCCUGCAUGCGGCGGCGUCCCGUCCUCCUGGUCCCCUUUCCUAACCAAAAAGUGCUUCCGGAGCUCGGCGGGGCCGACGCGGCCACACCUACCUGAGCCAGGUGAGUCCAGGGCGGGGCGCGCGGGGCUGCCGCUCCUCCUCGCUGUCCCGCGCCGGUGUCGCCUCAGCUGCCCGGGCCGUGCCGCUUCCUCAUUUUGGGGAACUUCCUCGGCGCGCCGGGGCAGGAGGCCCGUACUUCCUCUCGGCCCGGCCCGGCCCGGCCCACCCCAGUCCACCCCGCUGACCGCGCCCGUGCGACCGGAGCUGGGAGGGCGCGGGCGGGAGCGCCGGGCCGGGGGACAGACGCGGGGCCGGGGCGCUCCGCCCUCCCGCGGGGCUCCGAGGGCCGGGCACCGGGCGGCGCGGGGACCCAAGGUGGGACUGCCCACGCCGCGGCUCGCCCAGGACCCGGGGGCACUGGCCCCUUCCUUGCAGUGCAACUGCCGGGGAAGAGAAUCUUCAGUGGAUGGGGUGUGCACUGUAGUGCGCAGGCCGGUCAGCCGGGGAGGACCUGCUGACCCCGGGACCAGGGGGCCCGGGCAAUCCCCGAAGAGGUGA